This is a messenger RNA of Sus scrofa (pig), 2794 nucleotides long. RefSeq names its product TDP-glucose 4,6-dehydratase (gene TGDS). Gene Ontology annotation, molecular function: dTDP-glucose 4,6-dehydratase activity. The record is from RefSeq and is a predicted model, not a curated record. Gene Ontology annotation, biological process: nucleotide-sugar metabolic process. NCBI's taxonomy places the organism in Eukaryota, Metazoa, Chordata, Mammalia, Artiodactyla, Suidae.
GAGGAGCGAGGCGCGUCGCAAAAAGUCGCAGUGGAACUUUCCUACGAUCUACAACCUGGCGCUUUACGGUGCCCAAGCACUGCUGAGCUGGGAGAUGACGACUGCAGUCCGGGCUGAGCCCUUGGGUCCUCCUAACAGCUUUGCGAAGCGGGUCCUGGUGACCGGGGGUGCUGGUUUCAUUGCAUCACAUGUGAUUGUCUCUCUAGUAGAAGAUUAUCCAAACUAUAUGAUCGUAAAUCUAGACAAGCUGGAUUACUGUGCAAGCCUGAAGAACCUUGAAACCAUUUCUGAUAAACAAAAUUACAAAUUUAUACAGGGUGACAUAUGUGAUUCUCACUUUGUGAAACUACUUUUUGAAACAGAAAAAAUAGACAUAGUGCUACAUUUUGCUGCGCAAACACAUGUAGAUCUUUCAUUUGUCCGUGCCUUUGAAUUUACCUAUGUUAAUGUUUACGGCACUCACGUUUUGCUAAGUGCUGCACAUGAAGCCAGAGUGGAGAAAUUUAUUUAUGUCAGCACAGAUGAGGUGUAUGGAGGCAGCCUUGAUAAGGAAUUUGAUGAAUCUUCGCCCAAACAACCUACAAAUCCUUAUGCCUCAUCUAAAGCAGCUGCUGAGUGUUUUGUACAGUCUUACUGGGAACGAUAUAAGUUUCCAGUUGUCAUCACCCGAAGCAGUAAUGUUUAUGGACCCCAUCAAUAUCCAGAAAAGGUUAUUCCAAAAUUUAUAUCUUUACUACAACACAACAGGAAAUGCUGCAUUCAUGGAUCAGGGCUUCAAACAAGAAAUUUCCUUUAUGCUACCGAUGUAGUGGAAGCAUUUCUCACUGUCCUCAAAAAGGGAAAACCUGGUGAAAUUUAUAACAUUGGGACCAAUUUUGAAAUGUCAGUUCUCCAGCUUGCCAAAGAACUAAUACAACUGAUCAAAGAGACCAAAUCAGAGUCCGAAAUGGAAAACUGGGUAGAUUAUGUUAAUGACAGACCUACCAAUGACAUGAGAUAUCCAAUGAAGUCAGAGAAAAUACAUGGAUUAGGAUGGAGACCCAAAGUGCCUUGGAAGGAGGGAAUAAAGAAAACAAUUGAGUGGUACAGAGAGAACUUUCACAACUGGAAGAAUGCAGAGAAGGCAUUAGAACCCUUUCCGGUACAACCAUCAUUUGUGUAGUCAGGACCGUUUCCAGAGAAGGAAGAAAAUUAUCCUACCUCGACAAGUGAUAGGAAAUCAAGUGACCAAAUGAAGUGUCCUCUUUCAUUUGGAAUUAGAAUAUGAGUUUUUGCAUAAAAUUCAAAUAUAAAAUGCCUCAAUCUUGGAGUUCCCAUCGUAGCUCAGUCGUUAACGAAUCCAACUAGGAACCAUGAGGUUGCAGGUUCGGUCCCUGGCCUUGCUCAGUGGGUUAACGAUCCGGCGUUGCCGUGAGCUGUGCUGUAGGCUGCAGACGCGGCUCGGAUUCCGCGUUGCUGUGGCUCUGGCGUAGGCUGGCGGCUACAGCUCCGAUUGGACCCCUAGCCUGGGAACCUCCCUCCAUAUGCCGCGGGAGCGGCCCAAAGAAAUAGCAAAAAAAAGAGACAAAAAAAAAAAAAAAUGCCUCAAUCUUUAGAGGACGUUCAGUAUCAGCAUAGGAUUUAACUAUCAGAUUCUCUCAGAAACCUUUUCUCCUGAAAAUUAGGUGCUGAUAGGUAUGGAAAGUUUCCUCGGUAGAGGUGAGCUGAGGAGGAAGAAUGCCCUGGUUCUGAGAACAAAGGUGAAUAGCUCUGGGAAGAUGGCAGCCUUCAUUGGCAUUGAACUCGGCUUCCCAGCCUUACCCUUUGCCUAGAAAGUCGCUGAAGUUUUUUAAGCAAUAGAGGCUGAGCCUAAUGCCCUAAUUUAUCUUUUUUUAAGGUCUGAUAUCAUGCUAUAAUUGCUUUAAAAGUGGAACAAAAUGGAAGCAUAUCUAGCUAGCACUUUUUAACUUUUGAUAAUUUUGUAAAAUUAAGUAUUUUUUAAAAGAAGGACGUAGUUUUUAUAUUUUCAAAAUUAGUCAUUGGAUUAUGUAAGUAACCUUGUUCCAGAGAAAUUUCAUCAUGUAUUUACUGUUUAAAGUGAUUUUAUUUAUAAAAUUAUCAGUAUUUUAAUGUAUUUAAUGUAGAAUGUGGCUUUUAAAAAAUAAUGUAUGUUUUUAUUUUGCUGUAGAAAAUUUUUUUAAAUACUUGAUUAUCAUAUAUUUUUAAUUCCUCUCUCCCCUGAAGGCUUUAAGAUGAUUUGAAAAGGUAAUUGAAAAGGUAAUUGAUUGGAUAUUCCAUUGAGUAAAGAGAAGUCAAAGAUUCUUUGCAGCUUUCUGACUUCAGUGUCUGGUGGCUUGUUUUCUCAAUGGAGUAGGAAGCAAAAUUAUUCACUCAGAGGUGGUUGAAGGGCGUGGGGAUACGAGUGGGAUACAGGCUUUGGGGAAAAGAGUAAAAAGCAAAUCCAGAAUUAGGAAGGGGAUUUGCAAACUGGAAUGAAACACAAACUGAAGUUGAAACUGUAAUUUCAGAAUUUUGAUAUAUGUAAAAAUAAAUUAAGCCAGAGUUGGGACUUAUGGGGCACAAGAACUAGAGUUGAGUGAGAGUGAUUGAAAUGAGUUUCCCCUGGUCUUAAUUGUAUGGGGAAGAAAAGGCUUCUUGGGAGGAGCCUGUGCCUCUAGAAGAAAUGGAGAGGGGAGAGAGGACGUGAGAGCUCAGGGCAAGUUACAGGCAGAAGAUAGGACCAACUGAAAACAAAUCGUCUUUGAUGGAGUUUGGUCAUUGAUGAUGACAAAAUAAAAACACUUAUUCUGUGUCA